Messenger RNA from Rhizoctonia solani, 3882 nucleotides. Its product is annotated as Retrotransposable element Tf2 protein. The transcript is spliced from 2 exons. Lineage: Eukaryota; Fungi; Basidiomycota; Agaricomycetes; Cantharellales; Ceratobasidiaceae. The record is from RefSeq and is a predicted model, not a curated record. Gene Ontology annotation, biological process: DNA integration. Gene Ontology annotation, molecular function: zinc ion binding; nucleic acid binding. Bases 1 to 3882 code for a protein of 1293 amino acids.
AUGGCUACCCGCUCCAGGACAGCCUCUCAAGCCCAAUCCCCCUUCAAUCAGGGAUACCUGGAACCCGCACUUCCGCCAACCACCCCUGUCAAAUAUGGCAAGGUAUCCCUUGAACGAGUCACACGGCUCCUCCUCGGCCUCCUUGGCCAAGUCAAACGCCUUGAGCAAGAAAUUGCCAAGAUCAAGGAAGCCGGAAUUGAGACCCGGACAAACGUUGAGAACAUAUCCCAAACCAUUGAUGUUGUCAAGGAUGGGCUCAGGUCCCUUCAAACCCAUGGUCCCUGCACACCCAAAGGACCCCAAGCCAAGGCUGUGGAAGAAACGCCACGCCCCCUACAAAAAACCGAGCCUAUUGGAUUGGCUAGUGGGGUCCCCUUCUGGUCAGAAGCACCCAAGGUCCUCCCUGGUUUGGCCCAGCCAACCCCAAGAAGAGUCGCUCCCCCGCAAGUCCCAUCUCCCCCUACAUCUCCGCGUCUCCGAUCCCCAAUUGGAGCACCUGCCCCUCUCCCUCCGGCUCCAGCAGCCCACUACCCCGCUCCGGUCAAGGUUGACCACCCCAAUGCCUACACAGGCAAAAUAGGAAGCAAGGCAAAGCAGUGGCUGACCAGGAUGCUGGCCUGGACCCGCCUUAACUUGCAAAUGUUCCCAACCAAUCAGGAGGUUCUAUCCUUCCUCCUGAUGAACAUGAAGGACUCCGCCAGGGCAUGGGCCCAUCCACACCUUGACCAGCUUGGAUCACACCGGGCUAUCAUUCAAACAGUCGAGGGUUUCAAGAUGGAAUUCCUGGCAGCAUUUGGCAACCCUGACGCCACAAGGGCCGCUGAGCGGAAGAUCACCACCCUCACCCAGUCCGGCACUUGCGCGGACUAUAUCACAAAGUUCAGGACCCUGGCCAUGGAACUGGACUGGAAUGACGCGGCCCUUCAAGGCCAGUUUGCCCGUGGCCUCCAUUGGGAGGUCAGCCGUCAAAUUGCAACCCGCAAACACCGUCCCCGUACCCUCUUAGAGCUGCAAAAUGCAGCACUUGUCAUCAAUAAUGCCCUCCGUGAGGAGCGUGCUAGCCAUCCGCCAAAGGAUAGUAAGUCUAGCAGACCAACUAACCCCGCAAGGGGGACAAGUACUGGCCAGUCAAACACCGGUUCUAAGAGACUCUCCGACGACCCAAACUUUGUGUCAGAAGAAGAACGGAACCGCCGCUGCGCCGCUGGCGCCUGCAUCAAGUGCGGCAAAAUGGGUCACAAGUUUGCGGAAUGCCACAUGGGCUGGAAGGCCACCCCUAUCAAGGAUAAGGGGAAGGCUAAAGAAACCGCCAAGAUUGGCAAAGACUCCAAGUACCAAUUGGGAAAAGAUAAAAAUAGAAUCUCCCCGCUUUUCACUAUUUCAAUCAAGCCAGAGAAACAAGCGGACCACUUAGAAGUCCUGAUAGAUUCAGGCGCCACAUCAUUGUUCCUACAUCCACGCACUGCUGAGGCAUUACGCCUACCACUCAUAGACCUCCCUACACCCCGCACCGUUACUAUGCUUGAUGGGUCAAGCCCCCAGGCUGGCAAAAUCUGGAAGAAGGCCAUACUGACCUUUUCCUUUGAUGGCAAACAAAUGACGGAGACCUUCCUAAUCUGCAACACAGGAUCUCACGCCGCCAUCCUAGGAUUGAAGUGGUUAGACGCCCACAACCCGGAGAUUGAUUGGAAUCUGCGCACCCUCUCCUUUCCUCACAUCCCACCAGAACAAGUAACCAUUGCCAAAGAGGAGGAAGCCGACAAAGACCCUCUUGAAGGAGUACCCCCUGAAUACCAUCAGUAUGCUAAGGUAUUUGGGGAAGAAGAAUUCAAUAAGCUCCCUCCACACCGGCAUUACAACAUUGGAAUUGAACUUACGGAAGAAGGGCCCCUCAACUCUCCCCUCUACAGCAUGACAGACGCUGAAUCCGCCACACUCAAGGACUGGCUCAGGGACGAGUUGAAAGCUGGGAAGAUCCGACCCAGUAAAUCCUCAAUCAGUUCCCCUGUCAUGUUUGUUCCAAAAAAAGAUGGUUCCCGCCAAUUAGUAGUUGAUUACUGGCGUCUAAAUAACCGGACAAAAAAGAACGUUUACCCGCUACCCCGUCCUGACAACCUCAUGGCCCAGCUCCGCGGCGCCAAGGUAUUCACCAAAUUAGAUCUAAGAUGGGGUUACAACAAUGUCCGUGUCAAGGAGGGUGACAAAUGGAAAACCGCCUUCCGCACCAAGUACGGUAUAUACAAGUCCCUGGUCAUGACAUUUGGCCUGACAAACGCCCCCGCCGCCUUCCAGCACUUCAUGAACGAAUUGUUCAAGGACUUACUGGAUGUAUGUGUCAUCAUCUACCUUGAUGAUAUCCUAAUCUACUCUAAAGAUGACGCAACUCACACAAAACACGUCCAUGAGGUUCUGAGGCGGCUAAUGGAGAACCAACUCUUUUGCAAGGCAUCUAAGUGUACGUUCCACGUCACCUCUGUGGAAUGCCUGGGAAUCAUUGUUUUGGACAAGGGUUUUAGUCUGGAUAAGCUCAAAAUCCAGGCAGUCCAAGAAUGGCCCACGCCCACCAGGAUCAAGGAAGUACAAUCCUUCCUGGGCUUUGCCAAUUUCCUCCGCUGUUUUGUUGCCAACUUUAGCCACAUGGCUAGGCCAUUACAUAAUUUGGUAAAGAAGGACACGCCAUGGAAAUGGGACACCCAGGAACAAGAAGCUUUUCAGGGACUCAAGGAGGCCAUCACAAAUGCUCCCGUACUUUGCCAUGCCGACCCUGCCAAGCCUUACUUUUUAGAAACGGAUGCUUUUGGAGCAGCACUGGGUUCCAUAUUGAGCCAACGCCAGGAAGACGGUUGCCUACACCCCCUGGGAUUCCUGUCAGAAUCAUUCAAAGGCGCAGAACAGAACUAUGACACGCAUGACAAGGAAUUGCUAGCAAUCAUUUGCUCCUUUGAAUACUGGCGUAUCUUCUUGGAAGGAACCCUACACCCUGUCACUGUGUUCACUGAUCACCGCAACUUGGAAUACUGGAAGGAGUCCCGUACGUUCAACCGCCGCCAUGCCAGAUGGCACCUGCUACUAGCCGGAUAUAAUUUUCAUAUUGUAUACCACCCAGGCAAACAGUCCGGCAAACCAGAUGCCCUGUCACGCCGAUCAGACCACGCUGACGUCCCACCUGCGCCACAGACCAUGCUACCAGACCCAGUAUUUGCCAACGUUGCCCUAGUCACACCAGAAAAAGAAUUGCAACGCCAAAUUGAAGCAUCUCUAGAUCAGGACAAGUCCUUGGAGGAAAUACUCCAGUUUCUACAGAACAAGUCAAAAGCCCCACCUUCCAUCAAAAGAGCCUUCAAAGAUUACCAAAUGGAGGCAGGCCUACUCUUCUAUCAAGGACGCAUUGUGGUUCCAGAUGUGGGUACCCUAAGAACAGAUCUCCUGCGCAUUUUCCACGACAGCCCCCUAGCGGGGCACCCAGGGAGACAACGCACCUUAGAACUAAUCUCCAGGAAUUACUACUGGCCUGGGAUCCGCGCGGACACGUAUUGGCAUGUUGACUCUUGCAAAACAUGUCAACGGAUCAGAAAGCCCAAGUAUACAUCCAUCCCACCUCAACCCCUGGAACUGCCAACGCGCCCCUGGCAACACGUGUCAUACAAUAUGAUAGUGGACUUACCUAAGGACGGAAGUAAUGAUUCUAUCUUGGUCAUCGUAGAUAGUUUCACUAAAUACGUCAUCCUGGUGGAAUGUUCUAAGAAACUAAAGGCACCCGAACUAGCGGACCUGUUCCUACGUCACAUAUGGAAACGUUUUGGCAUGCCGGAGAAAACAGUCUCAGACCGUGGAAGGGUAUUCAACAACAAAUUCCUAAAGGCACUAUACCAAAUGUCGUAG